UUUUGAUCGUCAGCAGCAAUACUGGACUGGGGUUUGUUUUGUGUAACGAAAACGAACUGUGUUUUGUGCUUUUUCUUCUUCAAUAGCAAAAUCGGCGUUCGGAGCUCGGAACUCGGCGUCAAUGGCGUGGCGGCCGCUGCACUCGAUCGUCAUCCAGAAACUACUGAGCACGAACGCACAGUUAGGGAGGCGUGUGGUGGCUGACCAUAUGAAGGUAUUCACUUACGGCAAACGAAAUGACUUAGCCGUUAUGGACUCAGAUAAAACCCUAAUCUGUCUCCGCAACGCCGCCGAAUUUAUGGCCUCCCUGGCACAGCAGAAGGGAAAGUUCAUGUUCGUGAACACAAAUCCACUCUUUGACGAGAUUAUUGAGCAGAUGACGAAGAAGAUCGGGUGUUAUUCUCCUUCGAUGAACUCUCUAUGGCGAACCGGUGGGUUUCUUACUAAUAGUUACAGUCCUAAGAAGUUCAGGUCUCGUAACAAGAAGCUCUGCUUUGGUCCUACACAGGCUCCAGAUUGCCUCGUCGUUUUCGAUUCUGAGCGUAAAUCUUCUGUUAUCCUUGAAGCUCAUCGUCUUCGGAUUCCAAUCGUAUCGCUCGUCGACUCUGCUAUGCCGUUGGAUUACUACUCGAAGAUCACCUAUCCCGUUCCAGCCAAUGACUCCAUUCAGUUUGUUUAUCUCUUCUGUAAUCUCAUUACUAAGACCUUUCUUCUUCAGAGUGGCCAGGAUAAGGAUCAAAAGCUUCUAACUUCUGCUUGAGUUGAGACUUAUUCUUCUUCGGGUAACAAUAAUAAUGAUAAUGAUAAUAAUCAGUUUUGUCUACAUACGAUUUUGUUUGGUUUUUCUCUUAAGUCUUUUGACCAAACAUGAGUGGUAAAAGGGUGUUUAUUGUGCUUUCACUUUUCUCAAUUCACUGAUUGAAUCCUUUAUUAUUGUUAUAGUUGCUUAGGAAAUAGGAACAAUGACAACAAUGUUGGGUUUAAGUGUAGUAAAUUUUACUUUAUUUUAUGUUUCUGAAUGUUUAGACAAAGAAAAUGUCUUAUAUAUUUGAAACUUGAGCUGGGAAAGCUCUUCUUUUC
Cannabis sativa is the source of this 1080-nucleotide messenger RNA. Its product is annotated as small ribosomal subunit protein uS2m. NCBI's taxonomy places the organism in Eukaryota, Viridiplantae, Streptophyta, Magnoliopsida, Rosales, Cannabaceae. The transcript is spliced from 2 exons. Gene Ontology annotation, cellular component: ribosome; mitochondrial small ribosomal subunit. The record is from RefSeq and is a predicted model, not a curated record. The coding region runs from base 122 to 760 and encodes 212 amino acids. Gene Ontology annotation, molecular function: structural constituent of ribosome. Gene Ontology annotation, biological process: translation.